AUGGAAGAGUCCCAAGUUCAUAAAAAUAAUCAGAUUCGUCAAGCUUUUCAAUCAAUGGUGUUAGAUGAUUGGGCUGAAACUCUCUUCAAAGUUCUUGUGAGGGGAUAUUACCUCAAGAACAACUACAACUCUCACACCAGCUCUGAUGCCAAACAUGUGGGAAAGCAUUUAGAACAAUCCCUACACCAAAACUCUGAUGGUUGCUUUAGUGCACUUCAGGUGAUUAUAUGUCCUUAA
Messenger RNA from Sphenostylis stenocarpa, 237 nucleotides. The record is from the annotation of a GenBank genome assembly. NCBI's taxonomy places the organism in Eukaryota, Viridiplantae, Streptophyta, Magnoliopsida, Fabales, Fabaceae.